AAAGACACAACAAAGGCCUUCAAGAACACGAAUAGAGAGUAAUGUAAUUAAAGUGCACAAUACAAUAAUAAAUUUCCCUUUUUGAAUCUGACUACUUUUACUUCAUAUAUUCGAAUAUAGAAGGAACAUUAUUACUGCAACAAAUGUUAAUAAUGGACGGUGGAUUAUUGAACAAUAUACUACAAGUCUACAUUAUUCUAAUUGUGUAUAAAUUAUGUAUAACCUCUGGACAACACCUAUUCGAAAAGUACCAUAGUGAAGGUGAAUACAUAAAAGCAUCGUGCCCAUUUGGCGAAGUAAUUUAUUUUGAAACAGUUAGUUACCCUUCAACUAAUAACUAUAUAUCAUGGUACUGUGAUUAUCCAAUACAACAAGCUGAAUGGAGACCGGAAAUCAAAGGAUGCAAUGGAAGGCGUGUGUGUAACAUCAAAUCCAUACAUGAAAAAUGUAAUCCUUGUCCUGCAGAAUUCGGAUGUACUCAGUAUGAGUAUAUUUCUUAUGGUUGCAUGAGUAAUGAGCGGUAUGAACAAUGCAAAGGUAGAAAUAUAGCAUUAAAUUGUUAUAGAGAUUCCAUCAAUGUCUUGUCAGUUACACAUGGAUGGCGCUAUAACUGUAUAAAGCAAAGGUCCAUGUACUGCAAGAAGAAUGAAACAAUUGAAUAUGCCCAGUGGGAACGGUUAAAUGAACUAGAAGAGAUGUGUAAUGGAAGGAGUAAUUGUAAUGUAUACUCAUCUCCAACUGGAAACUGCUAUGCUAAUCAACGAUAUGUACAAAAUAACUUUGAGAGGAUACUAUAUAACUGUAUACCCAAACGAACAACAAUUGUGACUUCAACAGAGUUAUCAAAACGCGUAACAUUAGCAACAAUAACAGCUCUACCUUUAACAGCAACAACAACACAAUUAACUUCAUCAGCAAAACCUAGUAGAAAGCCGACAGAUCCACCAGAUACAACAGGAACACUGUCCACGGUCACUAUCAGUACAAGAAACUCUAUCACAACCAAUAAAAUAACAACAAACACACUUAAUUCGACAAUUGCUAGCACAGCAUUGGGCGUCUCUCAUGUAGCUAUCAUAUUGUCAUCUAUACUAGGAUUGUUGGGCAUUGUUCUUGUGGUUGUGCUGCUGGUAUGGAUAAUCAAGAGGAAACGAAGCAGAGUGCAGAGAACGGCUCUUGCUAAAUCUCCUGAAAAUGUGGCAUUUAUGUAUGCCAAUGCCAAUGAAAGGGUUAAUAACACAAAUGCUAUCGUACAAAAUAAAAGAGUUGAUGAACCUGACCUGAUUCCGAACGACACGCAUGACAUUGAGCAUGAACAAUCACCAGGUAACAUUACUGAUAUAUAUGCCCAUAUCCAUAAACCCAUCACUUCACAAUGGGAUAAUCCAACAGCCAAGAAUGAUGAUCACCAACUUGAAAAGAGGCUACCUGAUAACCAUAUCCAACAUGAAGAUGACAAUCAAUUCAAUGACACACCUAAAAUGGAUGAAAAUAUAUAUUACGCUACACUUGGAGAUGAUGUUGGAGCACCCUACCAACAUAAGCAUUCUCCUUUACCUCCUAUACCAGCUAAAAUGGACAAUUAUGACUAUGCAGCUGGUAAUGAUGAUGACCAAUCUAAGACUGAUGAAGCCAUUACAGAUGACUAUAAUACUAUUCAUUUUGGUACACGUAAACCUAAAACUGGAAAAGAGAACAAUGAAACAUAUGGGCAUUUGGAUAGAGAUAAACCAUAUGUUAGGGACAAUUCUAAUAAUAAUAUUGAGAUAAAUGAUGUGAAAGAUGUGCAGCAUUUGUACACGAGGGUAGAUAAAAAGAAAGAUAGAACAGACAAAUCAGAUUGGAAUCAAGGUACAAGGAAAGACCCACAAUUUGCUGUAGCAGACGAUGUGAGUGAUAUGUAUGCGCAUGUAAAUAAGAUAAAGCAACUUCCUUUAACUGAUAAGGAGAAACAAAGUAGAGUGCGAAAUGAAAUAAAUGAUAUGUAUGCCAAGGUACAAAAGAAAGAAAAGCAAAAUUCAGAAAACAUAUAAAAGUACAAAGGACAAUUCUAGUAAGCUAGUAAGUUCUUUUAAAAAGCAAUCAGAACAACAGUAAUUAUGAUUAUGAAUAAAUGAUGAGUCAUCAAAUGAAAACAAACUCUGCUGUAAUAUGCUAGAGGGCUGAUCAAAAAGUUUCUUACCAUUGGCUCUAGAAUUUAUAAUAAGAGGAGUUGGGUGCUCAAACUUUUACACGAGACAGGGUAGUAAGUUUGCUUAAAAUUGUUAUGACUUUCAUAUA
Molecule: messenger RNA, 2280 nt
Organism: Owenia fusiformis
Lineage: Eukaryota; Metazoa; Annelida; Polychaeta; Sabellida; Oweniidae
Source: the annotation of a GenBank genome assembly